Messenger RNA from Pygocentrus nattereri (red-bellied piranha), 6302 nucleotides. RefSeq names its product N-acetylglucosamine-1-phosphate transferase subunits alpha and beta (gene gnptab). Gene Ontology annotation, biological process: carbohydrate phosphorylation; N-glycan processing to lysosome. Gene Ontology annotation, molecular function: calcium ion binding; UDP-N-acetylglucosamine-lysosomal-enzyme N-acetylglucosaminephosphotransferase activity. The transcript is spliced from 21 exons. The record is from RefSeq and is a predicted model, not a curated record. Gene Ontology annotation, cellular component: Golgi apparatus. NCBI's taxonomy places the organism in Eukaryota, Metazoa, Chordata, Actinopteri, Characiformes, Serrasalmidae. Bases 167 to 3886 code for a protein of 1239 amino acids.
GUCAGCAGCAGUGAGGAAGCUCGCUCGGAGUGUUUGGGUCGGUUCGGUGUCAGCAUGAGCGCAGCUCUGCUCUCCGGGUGAGGAUGACCCUACUGCCCAGGACCGAACCUGGACUCACAAUCAGCGGGACAGCGGCGAGAGAUGCGGAUCUCCGAGCCGACGAGCCAUGGUGAUGAUCAGCUCAGUACUGAAAGUGCUGCAGAGGCAGACCUACACCUGUCUGUCUCACCGCUACGGACUCUACCUGUGCUUCGGAGGGAUAGUGCUCAUGAUCGUGUCCGCCUUUCAGUUCGGAGAGGUGGUGGUGGAGUGGAGUCGGGAUCAGUAUCAUGUUCUUUUUGACUCCUACAGAGACAAUGUGGCUGGGAAGUCCUUCCAGACACGGCUGUGCUUACCCAUGCCCAUUGACGUGGUGUACACCUGGGUGAAUGGUACAGACACUGAUUUACUGAAGGAUCUCCGUGCAGUGAGGCAACAGCUGGAGGAGGACCAGAGGAAACUGAGGGAGAAGCUGGGGAAGAAUGCAACUGACACUACUGAGGCACCCAAAGGAAGGCCUGAAUGUCUCCUGUCCCACUGCAUCAUGGCUCCUGCCCUGGUGUUGGACCCAUCGCUGCCUGCUAACAUCACAGUGAAGGAGCUGUCCUCUCUCUCGGCAGCACUGUCCUCCACGAAGCAGCUCCUGCAGGUGGCCAAACCUCUACACCCCUCAACCAGCGUCUCUGUUCUCCUCUUCCACUCCCAGAGUGAAGCGGAUAAAGCUCAUUUAGAUGCACCAAAGGACAUUCCGAAACACUCUGUCUCCAGAGCCUAUCUGACAACAGAUAAGGAUGCUCCUAGUCUGGUGCGGAUUCAGACGCUGGCCUACCUGAGUGGCUUUCCUGCCUCUUUUAAAGAGACUGAGCAACUGAGGAUCAAGCUGCCAGCUGUGGUGACCAGCAAAAUCAAACAGCUGCAGCUGUACUCUGAGGCCAGCAUUGCUCUCCUCCACCUGAACACAGCACAGGACUUCACUGACCUCCUCCAGCAGGCCAAGAAGAACCUCACUCUGGACGGCAAAGAGCUCACAGUCAGCCCCGCGUAUCUGUUCUGGGACAUCAGUGCUGUCUCACAGUCCAAGCAGGACGAGGAUGUGUCAGCCAGCCGCUUUGAGGACAACGAGGAGUUACGCUAUUCACUACGGUCUGUGGAGAGACAUGCCCCCUGGGUGCGUCAUAUCUUCAUUGUCACCAAUGGGCAGAUCCCCUCCUGGCUUAACUUGGACAACCCCCGCGUUACUGUGGUUACACAUCAGGAGAUCUUUCAGAACCAGUCCCACCUUCCCACAUUCAGCUCUCCAGCCAUUGAGACGCACAUCCAUCGCAUUCCAGGCCUCUCGCAGAAGUUCAUCUACCUCAAUGAUGAUGUUAUGUUUGGCAAGGACGUGUGGCCUGAUGAUUUCUACAGCCACUCAAAGGGCCAGAAGGUGUACCUCACCUGGCCUGUUCCUAACUGCGCUGAGGGCUGCCCAGGUUCUUGGAUCAAAGAUGGCUAUUGCGACAAGGCCUGUAACAACUCUGCCUGUGACUGGGAUGGCGGAGACUGCCUGGGUACGGCAGGAGGCAGUCGUUUCGGUGGCGGUGGCGCUGGAGGUUCGGUGAUCGGAGGUGCACAGCCCUGGCAGUUCGCAGGUGGAUUGGGAGGCCUAGGGGGUGUGUCCUUCUGCAAUCAAGGCUGUGCUAACUCCUGGUUAGCUGACAAGUUCUGUGACCAGGCGUGCAAUGUGCUGGCCUGUGGGUUUGAUGUGGGAGACUGUGGACAAGAUAACUUCGGCCAACUGUACCGAGUCGUCCUACAGAGGAAUAAGACACAGUACGCGCUGCCUCAGGGUGAGCUGAGGCCCUAUUUCAUCUUCUCUGCAUUUGCUAACCGUGUGUCAGAGGCCCAGGUCGGCGAUAACCCUAUGGUGCGUCACACAUCUGUUGCCAACAAGUGGAAAACCAUCCACCUGCUGCUGCUGCCAGGCUACAAUGCCACCCAGAUCCACUACAACCUCACCUUUCAGGGUACUGGCGACCACGAGUUCAUGAUGAGCAUCACUGUAGCUGUGGACACCCGUGAACUCCCCAAGCGUAAUGCAUCUGACUCCAUGCAGGACAAAGGGAACGAGGAGCACAAGCCUACUGUGGCCACCCCAGAACCAGAGGUUCAGUUUGCAGACAUCCCAGUUGAGAAACAAGCCCCCAAAGUAAGAAAAAAGCCCUCUGGAGAGGUGGAGGUGAUCGUGGAGGUCCCUGCAUUGAACACAUCUCUUUUGCCUGAGGUCGUGAGGCACGAGCUGCAGAGGCUAGAUGAAAAGCUACGUGUAGGGGACAUCACCCUGAAAGGCUACAACCUGACCAAAGCCACAUUGCUAAAGCCAUUCCAGGACAGGGCAGCAUUAGAGACUCAAACAGACAAGCGAAUAGAUGAAGGGAAAGCAGACGAAGGGGGUAUAGUAGUAGAAAGAGUUGCAGAUGCAUCUAAAUCAGAUGGCAAACAGAGCCAGAUGGAAAAGAAGGACGAACAGAAAGUUUCUCUCAUCCCUGUUAAGAUUGACAAUGAGCCCGCUUUGGCUGACCAGUCACAACUCAAGAGCACAGAAAAAUCUCCUGCGUCCAGACUGCUCGAGACACUGGUGGGGAGCAUGUCUAAGGGGAGGGGAUCAGAGGCCCAAGCCCAUGAACAAAAUCCUCAGGCCGGAGACGAGAAGGCUGAGUUAGAGCCACAUGUGGGCCGUAAGCUUCAACUCUACGUAGGCCCUGAGUGGAGUUUCCUGCCGUGGGAAAAGAGCAAAUAUUUCCAGGACCUUCUAGAGGAGAGGGAACGGUUGGAGAGAGAAUUGGAGUAUAAAGCAGAUGGCGCCGCCACUGGCCGUAGGCUGAAAGACACCUUUGCUGAUUCACUCCGUUAUGUCAACAAGCUGCUAAACGGCCAGUUCGGCUUCACUUCCCGCAAAGUGCCCGCUCACAUGCCACACAUGAUUGACAGGCUCGUCAUGCAGGAGCUACAGGACACCUUCCCUGGGGAGUUUGAUACGACGUCCUCCCACCGUGUGCGCCAUUCAGAGGACAUGCAGUUCGCCUUCUCUUAUUUCUACUUCCUUAUGAGCGCUCUGCAGCAGCUCAACGUCUCGCAGGUCUUUGACGAGAUCGACACUGACCACUCAGGUGUUCUGUCCGACAGAGAGAUCCGGACGCUCGCCACACGUAUCCACGAGCUCCCACUCAGUCUGCAGGACCUGACAGGUCUGGAGCAGAUGCUGAUAAACUGCUCUAAGACUCUCCCCAGCAACCAGACUCAGCUUCACAUGGUGAACCCGACCCAGGAGACGUACUAUGACCCCAGCAUGCCUCCAGUUACCAAAGGUCUCGUCAUUCACUGUAAACUAAUCGCAGAGAAAAUCCAGAAAGCCUUCAAAGACCAGAACAAAUACAAGUUUGAGAUUAUGGGAGAGGAGGAGAUCGCCUUUAAAAUGGUACGAACCAACGUUUCGCAUGUGGUGGGGCAGCUGGAUGACAUAAGGAAGAACCCAAGGAAGUUCAUCUGUUUGAAUGACAACAUUGACCACAGCCAUAAGGAUGCCAGCACAGUUAAAGCCGUCCUGAGGGACUUCUACGAGUCCAUGUUUCCAUUGCCCUCGCAGUUUGAGCUGCCUCGAGAGUAUCGCAACCGCUUCCUCCACAUGGGAGAGCUGCAGGAGUGGCGAAUAUACAGGGACAAGUUGAAGUUCUGGACACAUUGUGUACUGGUGACGUUAGUCGUUUUCACCGUCAUCUCCUUUUUUGCUGAACAGCUGAUCGUGCUGAAGCGGCGGCUCUUCCCCAGACGCAGAGUCAGCAAGGAGAGCAGCUCGGAACGAGUAUGAAGACAGGAGAGUGUGCAUGCUCCUUGUUCUCUGCCCCCACGUUUUGUCCUCUUUGCGGGUUUGGAAUGUGGAGAGUGAGCUCUAAAUGUUUGUGGACUGAGAGCUGACCCUCUGUCCCCUGCCGUGGCACUGUCACCGCCAUGCUUUAGCCCAGUACAGCAUGAACAGCAUGACAGCACAGAUGUAACGCUCUCUGGGGGACCGAAUCACAGAGGCUAUUAGAAGAAAUUUCCUGUUGGAGUUUGAAAUGGGACCAGUUCAGGUGGACCAUGCAUGCUUCCUCCACAAGUGGGCGACAGUGAGACACUGCUGUGCAUGGCGUGACCAGCUAGUUUCACUGAAACACUCCAGAUGAGUCUGCUGUCCUGAUCUCAGUGGAUUUAUGUGAGCAAAGCGGUGCGGUACUGAAUGUCACGUUGCCUUCUCUGUUUGGCUCACAACCCUUUGACUAAUAAGAUUUUAAAUGAAGGGGUAAUAAUUAUGAUGAGUUUUUUUUCUCUCUCUCUGUUCAAGCUCUGUUUCUUUCUGUACUGCAUAUCAGUGCCUUCUCUGUAGUGUCAGUGAAGGCGGUGGAGUCUGAUGCACUGCUGGAACUCUGUUCUCUGCUUAUAACUGUCUUUAUAUCUGCCUUUGUCCCUUUUAUAGAACAUACGUGAUACAGAAACAGCACAAUAUACAAGAGAGGAUUAUCAUUGAUUGUCCAGCUCCUAAUCAAUCAGCAUUUUCUUUCUUUCUUUCUUUCUUUCUUUCUUUCUUUCUAGGCAGAAUGCCUUAUGCCUUUCCAUCUUUCCAGUCUUUCUUUUUGUCUGCAUUUGUUUGUCUUUCUGUCUUUCAUGUCUGUCUUUCUUUCCUUCUGUCUGCCUGUCUUUCUUUUUAUCUUUCUUUCCUUCGCUUUCUGUUUCUUUUUUUGUCUUUUCUUUCUUUCAGUCUUUCUAUCUGCAUUUCUUACUGUCUGUCUUUUGAACCCUUCUGUCAUCCAUGUCUGUCCUUCUUUCUGUCUGUCUUUUUUUUCAUCUUUCUUGCCUUCUUUUUUCUAAUCGUCUGGCUUUCUUUUCUUCUUCUUUUGUCUUUCUUCCUGUCUGUCUUUAUUCUGUCCAUCUGUCACUUUUUCCCCCCAUCUCUUUCCUUUUUUGUCUCUUUCCAUCUGUCUUUUUAUUUUUUUUUCUUCAUUUUCUGUUUGCCUUUCUUCUGUCUUUUUCUUUUUCUUCUUUCGUUCAGUCUUUUAAACCAUCCUGUCUUUCAUGCCUGUCUUUGUGUCUUUUUUAACUUUUUGUUUUCUUUCUUUUUGUCUUCUGUCCAUUAUUCUUUCCAACUUUCUUUCCUUCUCUUUCUUUGUCUUCCUUUACAUGUAUUUUAAUUCUGCCUUUCUUUCUUGCUUGGUUUCUCUCUUUUGCUCUCUCUUUAAUGCACGUUGAUGAGGUCCAUGAUUGUAGCCUGAAGCCAUAUGUGUGUUAGUUCAGAAACGUUGACAGCAUGCUGUACACCUGAUUCCGUAUCUGCACCUUGACAUACGUUUCCAGGGAGUUGUGAACAUUUACAGACAUUUUUUCGAUAUUUUUUCUUGACAGAAAGGAAUGGUACGGUAGUCUGUUGCUUUGUGGAAUGUAGUCUUUUCAGAUCUGAGUUUGACCACAUUCCUUUGCUUCUCAGACAACAAUCACAAGCUCGUACAUUGUCUAGAUGAAACUGGCAACUGACGUGAACCUGCAGAUCAGGUUUCUGCUCUUCUUAUCUGUGUCAGCUCCACCUUGUUAAAGCCGAUGUGUAGAUGAACGAGUGCCAAUUGUGACCUGCUGUCACUCUGUAUGUCCGAAUAGGAGACCUUGUGCAGAUUCUGCAAUCGCAUGUACAACGUUUAGGGAAUUAAUUGGUGAAUAAGCAGAGAUCUGCACAAACUCUGUGGAACUCAUAUACAACUCAUAGUACUCAUCUUGAGGUCAUGCAAACUUGAAUGCUGCUUAACUUUUUUGGGUAGAACUGAGGAAAGCAUCAGUAUUUCUUCAUUUGAACUGUGACGCUAACUUAAUGGACACAAACUGAACAUUUUCAGUCCGGUGUUUUACUAAAUGACGUUUUUCUAGAGACAAUUAACAGCUGAUCAGCGACGAAAUGUCUACAUCUGAAACUCUGAAACAGCUUACUUAAGCAGCACAGCUAGAUUUCAGCUGUCUGCCAUCUCAGUAACUUUGUAAAGUGAUCCCUAUGUCUUGUUUUUUUCCCUCAGGUUCUAAAAAGUCAACAGAUCCAUUAAGCAGGUAUUCAGAUAUGUAUGGCCGAAGGUACUGAAACAGUUCUCUGUCCAGUGUAACUAAAAGUAAUUAAGGUGCCAUUUUUUUUAAUUAAACGAAAAUCUCAGCAAAAUUUCAGUGCAAUCUAUAAUGUGUAGAAUAAACAUUUUCUGGCCGAAGUUGACUGG